CCGUCUUAAUUAAUAAAAGGAUUAGUUAGGGCGCAGCACAUAAAUUUCUUGAUUUCCUUUCCCAGCGUAUGGAGUGAGAGAAACAUCCCUCCUUUAUUUCCAAGAUGCCUCUUUUAAAUCUUCGACUCCUCUGCCUUCCUCCCACUUCUCUGCCUCAAUUCUCCCCUCGUUCUAUCCCUUUCUUCCUCCCCGAAUUGUCCCGUAACUCUUUGGGGCUCAAUUGCUCCUCGUCGUCUUCAUCCCUCUCCUUGUUCCCGAUCUCUCUCUCUAAAUUCCAACCUAGGGUUUCCAUCAGCGGAGCCGGGAAGCAUGCCUACAAAGAGGAGGAGGAAGAAGUGGGAGAUGGCGGUGGGAUUUUGAUGGAAUACGAGGAUUUGGGCGUCGAGGGGGAAGUCUUCAGGAAGACGUUGAGGCUGGUGGAGUGCGCCAUGCUCGCCUCCGUCUCUGGUCUCGCCUAUGUCUUGAGCAACUCUCUUGCCAUCGAGAAUUACUUUGGUUGUUUCUUCUCAUUGCCAAUAGUGAUCUCAUCAAUCAGAUGGGGAAUAGCAGCUGGGAGAAAAACCAUGUUGGCUACUGCUAUGCUGUUGCUCACCUUGUCUGGUCCAGUAAAGGCAUCUACAUAUCUGCUUAUGCAUGGCGUAGUUGGUCUAGCCAUGGGUUCUCUAUGGAGGCUACGGAUAAAUUGGGGUGUUUCAAUAGUCCUAUGCACAGUAAUUCGUGCAAUGGGAGCUACUGGAUAUAUUUUGCUAUCUUCAUUCUUGAUGAGAGAGAAUAUACUUGACUUGAUUACAAUCAACCUUCAUGCAUCUCUCACAUAUAUCCUUAUGGACAUGGGAGUAAAUACGAUUCCAUCGAUCGAUGCCAUAUAUGCUAUAUUUGGAAGCCUGCUUCUACUCAAUUGUGGAUUCUUUGUAUUCUUGCUGCACGUUCUAUAUGCAGUAUUCCUUACCAAACUCGGAAUGAGGGCUUCGCUGACACUUCCGCGUUGGCUUGAGAAGGCAACCUAAUGCCUUGAUAGGAAGCUCAAAUUGCCAUCUCUCAAAUCUCAUAAUUGUGUACCAUUUUGUUAUAAAAUUGACAUUGCCAUUUCACUUUUUGAUGUAAAUACAUAUUCUUUUCUGGUGAAUAUAAAUACAAGAAAGCAGAGGAGGGUUAUAGUA
Messenger RNA from Elaeis guineensis (African oil palm), 1160 nucleotides. RefSeq lists its product as uncharacterized. Lineage: Eukaryota; Viridiplantae; Streptophyta; Magnoliopsida; Arecales; Arecaceae. The record is from RefSeq and is a predicted model, not a curated record.